AUUCUUCCUUGCUGUGUAUCCCUCCUUCCUGAAAUGAAUGGGACCCACAAGACUCCCAGAAGGUGAAGUCAAGGGCUCUCAGACUCAUAAGGUUAUUAGGACACCAGACUGGCACCCCAGAGGAGAACUUUACAAAGACUUGCAACACACCAACAAGUUGGAAGAGGAUUAAAAACAACCUUCAACACUCACCAACCCCAGGCACAGAGCUGGGGGGAAUAUUCUGACCUGCACAGGCAGACUGGAGGCUGGAUGGGGAGCUGGCUGAGGAGGACAUCUGGAAAGUGAAGGCUAAGUACCAGCUGGCUUUUUUGUGCCCCUCCUAGAUUCUUUUUUUUUUUUUUUUGCCUUUUUAGAUAGUAAGCAUCAAAUUCUGUGUCUCCGUAUACCAGUUUUUCUAGCAAUUUGUUGGAAGCUGAAUGUAUUUGAGGUUAAAGACGACAAAGAAAAGGUAACUCCCAGGGAAGGAAGGAGGAUAAAGAAAAGAACAUUGGAGGCUAAGAUUCUUUUUAGUGACUUCAGGUAGUGAGUGGUAUGUGGGUGCACAAGUGUGUAUUUGAGAAGAUUUGGCUCCUGCCCACGUGUCCCCCUUCCAGUGUCAACGAGGGGAGGAGCUAUUGAAGAAGGGAAAAAAGAAAAAGAAAGAAACCUGAGCUCUCUGGAAGAAAUUCAAAGGAACCCAGAGAAAUGGACUUCAUUCUUCAAGGACUGAACUAGAACAAGGAGAGAGAGAGAGGUCAGGGAGAGGUUGGGGGACACACAUAGAGGACAGGAGGGGGACAGAGGCUACGCAGUCACCGCACCCAGCUCAGGUAGCCAGGAGAGGUGCUUUUUGGGGGCUGCUUGAAAAAGUUUGGUUCCUGAACAAAACAGUUUGCCAGGGGACAGCGAAUCCACAGCUAGCUGUCUCUUCCUCUUAUCCCCAUCACCCCGGCGUGGUACUCAGAAGCUGACUUCUGGUUCUAUAUAAAGAGCCGGGGGGAGGUAUGAUGUGCUUCAAGAUUCUGAGGGUGAGCCUGGUAGUUCUGGUUGGGUGGGCGCUCAGUACUGUCAGCUCGGAGCUGGGCUGGAUGCGCAAGAGAUCCUUGGCCCAAAGAGGACGCCUGAGCCAGGUGCUGUCGGAAGGAGAGCGCUGUUGGCUGGGGGUCAAGGUUCGGAGACCCAGAGUUGCUCCUGAGCAUCACCUCUUUGGGGUCUAUCCCAGCCGGCCUGGGGACUACCUGAGGCCCUACCUUGCAGGAGAUCAGGGAAGGCAUCAUGCAGGACGCAGUAAGCUGGAUGCCGAGGGAAUGGCUGUGAGCUCUGUCCCCCCAGACCCAACUGCAAGUGCAAGAGUGAGGAGUGAGGCUGAGCGGCCAGCCGCUCCAUGGGGAGGGGACAGUCCUAUUGGGCAGUCGGAGCUACUGGGAUAUGAUGACACUUAUCUUGGCGAUGGAGGAUCCAAGGAGCCUCUAGGUGAGGCUGGGGCUCCAGAAGGCACAGCCUCGGCUGCCACCAUGAUCACCACCUUCCCAUGCCCAAAGGAAUCUGGACCAGAGACCCAAAGGAAGGGCUGGACCAAGACCAGGCGUCGGCGCCAGGUGGUGAAGGGACAGGCAGGAGGAAUGCGGGGAGACCCCAAGUUUGUGCCCUGGCACUUCCAGCCUUGGCCUAAACAUCCCCUCAUGCCUAGGGUCCGAACCGGCCCAUCAGAGGGUGGCAUCCGGAAUGGUGGAGGGGACCCCGCCUGGGAAGCAGAGACUGUGAGCCCCCAAGAAAGACUGCCUGUCUUGUACUUCUCUGGGAGGCGGGAGCCGCUGCUGCUGCGUCCAGAAGUGCUGGCUGACAUUCCCCGGGAGGCGUUCACAGUGGAAGCCUGGGUGAGACCGGAGGGAGGCCAGAACAGCCCAGCCAUCAUCGCAGGUGUGUUUGAUAACUGCUCCCACACUAUCAGUGACAAGGGCUGGGCCCUGGGGAUCCGCUCAGGGAAGGAUGUGGGAAGGCGAGAUGCUCGCUUCUUCUUCUCUCUCCGCACCGACCGAGUGAAGAAAGCCACCACUGUGAUGGGCCACAGUCGCUACCAGCCGGGCAAGUGGACGCACGUGGCAGCCACUUACGAUGGACAGCGCAUGGCCUUGUAUGUGGAUGGCACUCAGGUGGCUAGUAGUCCAGAUCAGUCUGGCCCCCUGAACAGCCCCUUCAUGGCAUCUUGUCGCUCUUUGCUCCUCGGGGGGGAUAGCUCGGAGAACGGGCACUCUUUCCGUGGACACCUGGGCACACUGGUCUUCUGGUCAACAGCCCUCCCACAGAGCCACCUUCAGCACAGUCCUCAGCAGCCACUGGAGGUGGAGGAUUUGACCACCCUGCUACUGACCGCCAGUUUUGAGCCCCUGGAAGAACAGUGGGCCCCCUUUAGAGACGGGAAGUACCCACGGCUUGAGGUUCUCCAGGGCUUUGAGUCAGAGCCUGAGGUUCUGUCCCCUCUGCAGCCGCCGCUCUGUGGGCAGACAGCAUGUGACAACGUGGAACUGAUAUCUCAGUACAAUGGGCACUGGCCCCUCCGGGGAGAGAAGGUGAUCCGCUACCAGGUGGUGAACAUCUGUGACGACGAGGGUCUGAACCCCACGGUGAGUGAGGAGCAGAUCCGUCGGCAGCAUGAGGUGCUCAACGAAGCCUUCGGCCGCUACAACAUCAGCUGGCAGCUGAGCAUCCACCACGUCCACAACUCCACCCUGCGCCACCGCGUCGUGCUGGUGAACUGUGAGCCCAGCAAAAUCGGCAACGACCACUGUGACCCCGAGUGUGAGCACCCACUCACGGGCUACGACGGGGGCGACUGCCGCCUGCAGGGCCGGUGCUACUCCUGGAACCGCAGGGAUGGGCUCUGCCACGUGGAGUGCAACAACAUGCUGAACGACUUCGACGACGGCGACUGCUGUGACCCAGACACGGCUGAGGUGCGCAAGACCUGCUUCGACCCUGACUCACCCAGGAGGGCAUACAUGAGUGUGAAGGAGCUGAAGGAGGCACUGCAGCUCAACAGCACCCACUUCCUCAACGUCUACUUCGCCAGCUCAGUAAGAGAAGACCUCGCAGGCGCCGCCACCUGGCCUUGGGACAAGGAAGCCAUCAGUCACCUGGGUGGUGUUGUCCUCAACCCAGCCUAUUAUGGCAUGCCUGGCCACACCAACAUCAUGAUCCAUGAGGUGGGGCAUGUCCUGGGGCUCUACCAUGUCUUCAAAGGGGUCAGUGAGAGAGAAUCCUGCGAUGACCCCUGCAGGGAGACCGUGCCGUCCAUGGAGACAGGAGACCUCUGCGCCGACACUGCCCCCACUCCCAAGAGUAAGCUGUGCCAGGACCCAGAGCCUGCCAAUGACACCUGUGGCUUCACCCACUUCCCAGGGGCUCCAUUCAGCAACUACAUGAGUUAUACAGAUGAUGCCUGCACUGACAGCUUCACCCCCAACCAAGUGGCCCGAAUGCACUGCUAUCUGGACCUUGUUUAUCAGCAGUGGAGCCAGAGCCGGAAGCCCACCCCCAUCCCCAUCCCCCCCGUGGUCAUCGGGCAGACUCCCAAGUCCCUCACUAUCCACUGGCUGCCUCCAAUUAGUGGCGUUGUGUAUGACAGGGUCCCGGGCAGCGUGUGUGGUGCCUGCACUGAAGAUGGGACGUUCCGUCAGUAUGUGCACACAGCUUCCUCCCGGCGCGUGUGUGACUCCUCAGGUUACUGGACUCCAGAGGAGGCUGUGGGCCCUCCAGACGUGGAUCAACCUUGUGAGCCGAGUUUGCAGGCCUGGAGUCCCGAGCUCCACCUAUACCACAUGAACAUGACGGUCCCCUGCCCUGCGGAAGGCUGUAGCCUGGAGCUGCUCUUUCAGCACCCGGUUCAAGCUGACACUCUCACCCUAUGGGUCACCUACCUCUCCAUGGACUCCUCCCCAGCGCUCUUUGACACGGAGAUCUUGCUGGAACACCAGAAGUCUGUGCACUUGGGCCCUUUGGACACUUUCUGUGAUGUACCGCUCACUAUCAAGCUGCAUGUUGAUGGGAAGGUCGUGGGGGUGAAAGUCUACACCUUUGAUGAGCGGAUGGAGAUUGAUGCAGCUCUCCUGACUUCUCAACCCCACAGUCCGUUGUGUUCUGGCUGCAGGCCUGUGAGGUACCAGGUUCUCCGUGAGCCCCCAUUUGCCAGUGGCUUGCCUGUGGUGGUGAUGCAUCCUCAGCGGAAGUUCACAGACAUGGAGGUCAUGCCUGGGCAGAUGUACCGGUACCAAGUUCAAGCUGCAGCUGGAGCAGAACUGGGAGAAGCUUCACCUCCUCUGAGCCACAUCCAUGGAGCUCCUUACUGUGGAGAUGGGAAGGUUGCAAGGAACCUGGGAGAAGAGUGUGAUGAUGGAGACCUUUUGAAUGGAGACGGCUGCUCAAGGGCAUGUGAAUUAGAGGAAGGUUUCAACUGUGUAGGGGAACCAAGCCUGUGCUAUAUAUAUGAGGGAGAUGGAAUAUGUGAGCCUUUUGAAAAGGAAACCAGCAUUGUAGACUGUGGCCUCUAUACUCCCAGAGGAUAUCUGGAUCAGUGGGCUACCCAAGCUUUUUCUUCUCAUGAAGACAAGAAGAAAUGUCCUGUUUCCUUGGUCACUGGAGCACCUCAUUCCAUGGUUUGCACAUCAUACCAUCCAGAUUUACCAGAGCACCAUCCCCUAAUUGGCUGGUUUCCCUGCGUCCCCAGUGGAAAUAGACCUGAAGAUGAAGGGAGUAAGCAGCCAAAAGGUAGCCUGCAGAGAGAGGAUGAGGUUUGGCUCAAAGUUUGUUUCAAUAGACCAGGAGUGGCCACAGCAAUUUUCAUUUUCUUGGCAUCUGAUGGCCUGGUACCUGGGGAACGUCAGCGGCCAACAGUGACCCUUUACCUGACCGAUGUCAGUGGAAACAACCACUCUCUUGGAACCUAUGAACUGUCAUGCCAGCAUAACCCACUGGUUAUCAACAUAACUCAUCACUCAAACGUCCUCUUCCACCAUGCCACAUCAGUGCUGCUGAAUUUCUCAACCCCGUUGGUGGGCAUCUCGGCAGUGGCUCUAAGGACAUCCUCUGACAUAAGUCCUUCGGCUCCCAACAGCUGCAUCAUCCCAGAGCACCAGGGGAAAAAUCAUCAGGGACAAAGCUGUGUCCAUCGGCCCUGUGGGGAGCAGGGCAGCUGUGUGCCAUUGCUGCUGGAUCACGCGGAUGUGGUGAACUGUACCUCUAGUGGUCCGGGUCACAUGAAGUGCUCUAUCACCUGUCAGAGGGGGUUUGCCCUUCAGGCCAGCAAUGGGCAGUACCUCAGGCCCAUGCAGAAGGAAAUCCUGCUCACAUGUUCCUCUGGGCACUGGGACUGGGCUGUGAGCUGCCAGCCCCUUGACUGUGGUGUCCCCGAUGCAUCUCUGGUGAACUACGCGACCUUCUCCUGCUCAGAGGGAACCAACUUUCUGAAACGCUGCUCUAUCUCCUGUGUCCCACCAGCCAAGCUUCAAGGUCUGAGCCCGUGGCUGACCUGCCUUGAAGACGGGCUCUGGUCUCUCCCUGAAGCCUACUGCAAGUUGGAGUGUGAUGCUCCUCCUGUAAUCCCGAAUGCCAACCUGCUCCAGCCUCGCUGCCUCCAGGGCAACCACGACGUGGGCUCUACCUGCAGAUAUGAAUGCAAACCAGGCUACUACGUGCUGGGAAGCACCAAGAAUAAAGUCAAGAACAAGUCCCUGAAGAUCCAGUGCCUGGAGGGUGGAAUCUGGGAGCAAGGCAGCUGUGUCCCAGUGGUGUGUGAGCCCCCCUCCCCUGUCUUUGAAGGCAUGUAUGAAUGCACCAAUGGCUUUGAGCUCGACAGCCAGUGUUUGCUCAACUGUAACCAGGAAAGUAAAAGGCUUCCCAUCCUCUGCACAAAGGAGGGACUGUGGACUGAGGAGUUCAAGUUAUGUGAGAACCUGCAAGGGGAAUGCCCACCACCCACCUCGGAGCUGAAUUUUGUGGAGUACAAGUGUGAACAAGGAUAUGGGAUUGGUGCAGUGUGUUCCCCAUCGUGUGUCGUCCCCCCUAGUGAUCCUGUAAUCCUUCCUGAGAACGUCACUGCUGACACCCUGGAACACUGGAUGGAACCCGUCAGAGUACAGAGCAUCGUGUGCACUGGGAGGCGUCAGUGGCACCCGGACCCCGUCCUGAUCCACUGCAUCCAGUCCUGCGAGCCUUUCCAAGCAGAUGGUUGGUGUGACACCAUCAACAACCGGGCCUACUGCCACUACGAUGGGGGAGACUGCUGCUCUUCUACACUCUCCUCCAAGAAGGUCAUUCCAUUUGCUGCUGACUGUGAUCUGGAUGAAUGCACCUGCCGAGACCCCAAGGCUGAAGAAAACCAGUAACUGUAGGAUCAAGCCCCUCCUUCCACUGCCCUGGAGGCAGUAAGAAAGAGGGGCCUCCACAAAAGGAAAGAAAAGAUGAGUGAACAAGAAAGGGCAUAAAGUGAAGGAAGAAGAACAUGAAGGAUCUUAAAGCAAGAGGACAUUUAUAGGUGCCAACUAUUGUAUUAAGUAUCCCAAGUAAGGAAGAAUCAUAGGCAAAAGUUUCUUCAAAAAGGCAGUUGAUUUAAAAUGGAAAGAGAAAUAUGAUAGAUAUACAAGAGCCCUCCUCCCCCAUUUAUAUUCUAUCCAAUCCCACCCUCAGCUCUUGCCCUGCUCCCUACUCUGCACCCUGCCAACUAUUCAGCCCCACCCAACUUGUAAAACAAUACCAAAACACUAUAAGAGCAGUUGCCAGGGACACUCUGUUAAUACCCAUUUUGAAUGGAUUGCCAUCUUUCAGGGCUCAUCUAAUCAAAACUGGCUCUCUCCCUUUCUUUGUGUAGUCUCCCUUAGUAAUAAUGAGGUUAGUUAUUAAUUCUUUAUAAGUAUUUAAACAUAAUGAUAUAAAUAUAUUAUAUAUAUUAUAUUUUUUGCUGUCUACUAAGCUAAAAAUUAUCCAUUGUUCCACACAUGCUGCUGUGAAGUUCACAUCCAAAAUGAAUGCUGAGGGUUUGAGGACUGAGUUCUUCUACCAUCUUUCUAUUCAUAGGGAUUAGCAGGUUGAGAGAGAACUGGGGAAGCAAAGAGAGAGACUGGAUGGAGUUUUUGAUGAUCACAUGUCAGCUAAUCAUCUUUUUAUGAUCUGAGAGCUGGGCCCAGUUUGAGGAGAUGGGGGCUUGGAAUGAUAAUGCUAAGGGGCAUGGAAAUGUGGGUGGGGGUAUCCAUUGGUGAGGGGUCCAGGAAAACUAGACUACGAUUCUUGAGUAUCCAUCCAAAAAGUACUUCUCUUCACUUCUCAGAACUCGUCAUUGCAGUUGGUGAGGCCCAGGGUUUUUGCACUUCCACAGGUGCCUGUUCCAAGGGUGGAUCUUGGCCAGUCAACAAGUCUGUAUGCAGGCUCACUUUCCUGUCACCAGGAUUACAGGAACCCAUGCUUUCCACAUACUUGGUCUGUGGUCUCCCUUCUUCUAAGUCCCUGAGCCUAGCCAUCAUUCACAGCCAUGUGGCCACAUGACUUACUGGGGGAGAAAAUGUCAAGGAAAUGACAUGAGGGAAAGGUGAGAGUAGAUGGAAGAAUAGGCAGGGAUGAAGGAGCUGACAGAGGCCAUUCACAGGGUAGACACUGGGGUCAAUUAGAGCCCAGGACUGGAGGACAAAAUCAGUCAAGGAGACUCAAUUUUGUUUCAGGUCUCCACAGCACACCACAGGGGAUCCUCCGAACAAUGCAGAAUGGGAGAUAAAAUCUAUUCAAGUGCUUUGUGUCAAAUCUGUGUCCCAGAGAGCUCCCAUUGAGUGAGUUCUGAAAAUACAUGGAGCAAGGGUGACACUCUGUGGGGAGAGAGAAGAAUUUCAACUAUUUAGAGUCAGUUUUGUCAAUGUGAUCCUUUCUUGCUCAAUAGAUGGACAGUGUGUGAAGUGACCAUGUUAACCUGCCUCCGUCUACAGCCUGGGCUGACUCUUUCUGCAUGUGGUCUAUUGCAGCUGUUUUUUGGGGAGUAAUGAUGGAUAGAGUAGGCCUUGGAGAAAGAGAGUAAGGAGCUAGUUUCUUUUUCAACACCCCAGCUUAUCAUCUCAGGAAAGGAAGAACAGGCAAAUAUUCAAACGCAGCCUUGGUCUCUCUGGAUCACCUGCUCUUUGCCUCCAACCACAGUUUUCUACUCUUCCCAUCAACACUGAAGCCUUGGCUGUGCACAUAGAAACAAGGAAUUAUUAUCUUCCCCCUCCAUCUUGAGCCAGACUUCAUGUAGGAAAAGAACAACAUUCUGGAAUGGAAUAAAAAGAAGGGGAUAUACACAGAUUUAUCUAUGAGGAUCCAAAAGGAGGGUGGCAGAAUCAUGGGGGAAGGUAACGAGCCAGAGGCUGCCCGUCCGAAAUCCUCUUGUCCUCUGUAUUCCCAGCCAUAACAGAAACAAUAGUCUAGAUACCUACUCUUCCUUAUCUGGCUUCACAUUUAAUGCUCUCAAGAAGAGAAUAUUUAUUUCUGGGAUUCUGAUAGGCAUCCGUAUGGAAAAGGAGAGUAGACAAGUUUCAAUUCUUCAUUUUAAAACAGUUUUAAAAUCUAUCCAAAUUUCCUGAAACAUGUCAAACUCCAUACAGGGGAAUCCUGCCAUGUCUGAGGCUGAGGUAGCAGGGGAGUUAUCCUGGGCAUUGCCCAGCUCAAGAAGGUUACAGCCCCCAUUGCUACCCACCCCCACCAUGGGAAUGUGGAACCUGUGGUUCAUGAUGGUGUGGGUCUGGCCUCAGUCUCCCCACAGGAGUAACCAUGAGAACAUUUCUCUUUUGUACUUCAUUUUAAAACAAAUUUAGUCUCUGUUGGCAGCACCUGCUCUCCAUCACUGCCCUAGGAAGGUGAGAGGAGGGAUCUGGGGGGUGUGGAAAGCCUUUUAGACUACAGCCUGAGUCAGCCCUGGCCAUUCAGAAACAGCAGGUUCUUCCAGCCUUUUCCCCUGGAGUCUAGUGUUUUGAGCUCCUCCAGUCACAAUAAAGUUGAAGGUCUGAGAUGCCACAGUCACAGAUCCCCAGUGGAUGUCAGCUCACACUCAGUCCACAUGGUGGUCUGCAUUCUGCUGCUUCUCCCCAUUCAUGGGAUCACAGAGAGCCUCUCCCAGAGGCGCUUCCCUCCAUUUCCCUGUUCCAAAAUCACUUCUCAGCUUCCUCUUUUUCCUAGUGACUAGGAGCUCUGGGGUCCAGGUUGCCCAGGGCUGGAUGAUUCUGGCAAUUAGUAUGACAGCCUCCAACCAGAAAGAUGAGAGGACAGAGUGAGAACUGUCAGCUGGCAAACCUGUAUAUGAAAGUAAAGAGCUAUUCUUGAUUCUCUCCUCUUCUUCCCUCCAUUACAAGGCAUUGGGUUUGGCACGUCCUCUCCUCUGCGAGAUCACUAUUGAGUGCAUUGAUUAGCACUCCAAAGGGAUGGUUUGAUUGGGAACACAGUGAAAGGAGCUGAUCUACUGUAUUGUAAUGUAAAACAGCUACAGCCAGAUAUUUUGUAAGAUUAUAAGAUGUUCAUUAAAAAAAAAA
This is a messenger RNA of Odocoileus virginianus texanus, 9518 nucleotides long. It is a transcript of the gene PAPPA2, whose product is annotated as pappalysin 2. Gene Ontology annotation, molecular function: metalloendopeptidase activity; protein binding. Gene Ontology annotation, biological process: cell surface receptor signaling pathway; proteolysis. The record is from RefSeq and is a predicted model, not a curated record. NCBI's taxonomy places the organism in Eukaryota, Metazoa, Chordata, Mammalia, Artiodactyla, Cervidae.